Ilex paraguariensis (yerba mate) is the source of this 465-nucleotide messenger RNA. Lineage: Eukaryota; Viridiplantae; Streptophyta; Magnoliopsida; Aquifoliales; Aquifoliaceae. The record is from the annotation of a GenBank genome assembly.
AUGGUGGUUAAAGAAUUGGAAGAGGAAGUCCCCACAUAUGAGGAGGAUGUUGAGAGUUUUGAGGAUAUACAAGAAGCGUAUGAUCAAGUGUAUGAGAAAUUCCUCAAAAAACAAAAGAGAGUGGUUGUCUUGAGUGGUGGAGUAAACACUAGUGAAGAAGACUACAAAGCACUACAUGUGGACUUAAUGAAGUCCAAGGCCCAUGUUCGUGGGCUUGAGGAAGAGAAGAUGUCUCUUCUAGAUAUAGCUAUAGUGCACAAGGUUCCUUCUACUCCCAAGAUCAAAGUUGAUCUACAUACUUUUGAAGAGAAGAGAGUUAGUCAUCCAUACAUUCUCCAACAAAACCUGAAUUUUUGGAAGGAAAAACAAGUUUGGGUGACUAUGGAGAACUUGAAGAGGCUUACCAUCAUAAUUAAGUUGGAUGCCUCGAGUGCUUCCGACAACGUUGACUCAUCUAAAAAUUAG